Molecule: messenger RNA, 1328 nt
Organism: Phoenix dactylifera (date palm)
Lineage: Eukaryota; Viridiplantae; Streptophyta; Magnoliopsida; Arecales; Arecaceae
Molecular function (GO): RNA binding
Source: RefSeq, a predicted model, not a curated record
CUUCUGAUUCUGAGGUUUUGGCUUCUUUGCAUACUCCCCCGCCUAUGGUUUCCUUCUAGGGUUUUACAGCCCCUCUGUUUCUUCUCUCCUCAUCUCAAAACCCAAACCCUAAGAAACUUCUCCUCCGCUCCAGCCAUGGAUAGAUACCAGAGAGUAGAAAAGCCGCGGCCCGAAACUGCCAUUAACGAGAACGAGAUUAGAAUCACCACCCAGGGCCUCAUCCGGAACUAUGUCAGCUAUGCUUCUAGCCUCCUUCAGGAAAAGAGGGUUAGAGAGAUUGUCUUAAAGGCAAUGGGACAGGCAAUCAGCAAGGCUGUGGCUGUUGCAGAAAUUAUUAAGAACAAAAUUCCUGGGUUACAUCAAGAAACGGCCAUCAGUUCAGUCAGUAUCACCGAUAUAUGGGAACCUAUCGAGGAGGGCCUUGUACCAUUGGAGAUGACGCGCCAUGUUUCCAUGAUAUCAAUAUCUCUAUCAACCAGAGAGCUAAAUAAGAACUCCCCUGGGUAUCAAGCUCCAUUGCACUCAGAGCAGCCAAAACAACAACAAAAAUUCCAUCAGCCACAACUAUAUCAAAAACAGCAGCAGCGUCAGCCCGGACAAGCACAAGGUCAACUUAAUGAAGAUUCAUAUGGACGUGGACGUGGUCGAGGUAGGGGAAGAGGAAGGGGUUGGGGUAGAGGAGGAUACGGUGGAUAUGGCGGAUAUGGAAACAAUCAAGGUGGAUAUGGCAAUAACCACGGUGGAUACGGUGGAUAUGGCAACAACCAAGGCGGAUACAACGGAUAUGGCAACACCCAUGGUGGAUACGGCGGAUAUGGCAACAAUCAAGAAAAUGGUGGAUGGAACUGGAAUUGGGGUCGAGGUGGUGGGCGAGGUAGAGGUGGUUGGGGCUACCGUGGAGCGGGAUAUGAACGAGACAGAGGUGGUGGGGGUGCUGGAGGUAGAGGUUACGGCUAUGGACGGGGAAGAAUGGGUGGCCGUGGGAGGGGGAAUCAGGCCUGAUUUAGUGGUGAUGGGCUUGUAUGGUUCUUGUGCAUGCUUGGUUUUUAGGGACAAAGAAAAAUCUAUCAAGGGACUUGUUUAGAGCCAUCAAAUAUGACAUUGUGGUUAUCUGGCAUAGGGUUUAAUGAUAAGCGAAGUGGUUCUGUGGUUGCUCUAUUACAUGUGAAUGUUGGCAGGCCAAGUUUGUUCCUUUGUUUCCUAUGGUUGCUGAGGUGCUUAGAGCAUGCUGUAAUUCACUCACCAGUUUCCCCCCAUGUAUUUAAAACAUUUUUCAUAGUGCAUUUCUUGAAGCUUAAGUUCUAUCUUGGCUUUCUUUUAAAAUUAAA